This is a messenger RNA of Plasmodium gallinaceum, 2271 nucleotides long. Its product is annotated as conserved Plasmodium protein, unknown function. The record is from RefSeq and is a predicted model, not a curated record. Lineage: Eukaryota; Apicomplexa; Aconoidasida; Haemosporida; Plasmodiidae. The transcript has a single exon. Bases 1 to 2271 code for a protein of 756 amino acids.
AUGAAAGCUCCUUCAUUCAAGCCAAUAUAUGAAGUUAUUAGAAUUAAGAAAAAAGAUAAUGUAGAUAUAAAUACAGAUUUAUAUAAAGAAUUUCUAAAUGUAAGAAAAAUAGAUAACAUAAAUUUAAAAAAUAAAGAUGUUAAAAUAAUUAUUUAUGAGCAUACAGAAUAUGAUGAAAAAGAAAAAAUAAGUGAUGAAGAUAGUAAUGAGAAUAGUUAUUCAAGUGAUUACGAAAAAAAACAAAAACUUUUUGAUUUAGAAGAAAAAAAGAAAGUUGAUAAAAAAGUGAUAAAGAGUAAUGAAAAUACAAGAAAGAAAAAAGGGAAAGAUAAAGACAUAUGUAUAUCAAAAAAUGAGCUAUCAAACAAUACAAUAUUAAGUGAUAAUAAAAAAGAUGAUAAUAGUAAAAAUAAAAUGCAAGAAAGCAAACAAAUUAAUAAUAAAUUAGAAAACAUUGAAAAUAAUAAUGAAAAUUUAAAAAAAACAAAAAAUAAAUAUAAUGACGUUGUAAAAGAAAAAAAGAAAAUAAAUAAAUUAGGUACAGUUAAGAUAUUAUACAAUUUUUAUGUUAAUUUAUUUGAUAAAUUAAAAGAAGAUGUAGAAAAUAUAAAAAACAAUACGUUUAAUAAUAAUAUUGAUUUAUUUAAAGAUAUGAAUUUAUAUACAAAUUACAUAUCUCUAUUUGAUAUUAUAAAUUUAUGUGAAGACUUAAAAAUUAUAAAAAAUUUUCUUAAUUCUAAAAAAGAAUGUGAGUUAAUCUGGAUUCUAACAGUUAAUUAUUUUGAUAAAGUUAAAGAAAAUAUUUUUGAAAAAUAUAAAUAUAAAAUUGAUGUAUGUUAUAAAAAGGAUAACUUAGUACUAGUAAGAGAUGCUGAAUCAAACACAAAUACUUUUGUUAAAACAGUAGAAAAAGAUGAUAUAAAGAAAGAUAUUGAAGAUGAAAAUUUGAAAAUGAAGGAUGAAGAAAAAAAAAACAAGAGAACAAAAGGAGAAAAUAUAGAAAGAAAUAAAAAUAUAAAAAUAAAACAUAAUAAAGAAAUAUGUAAGGAGAAUGAAGAAUAUAAAGAUUAUAAAAGUAUAAAACGUUAUGAAGAUGAUGAAAAUACAAAAGAGAAUGAAUCUGAUAAAAAGAGAGAAGAAAAAGAAGAAGAAAAUAAUAAUAAUAAAAUUGAUAAUAAUAAUAAUAAAAUUGAUAAUAAUUAUGAUAUUAAUAAAUUCACAAAAGAUAAAAAGAAAGAAAAGGUAAAUUAUAAUAGUAACAUAGAAGAAAAUAAUAACAUAAAAGAUUAUAUUUAUGAAAAAUGUUCUCAGAGAGAAAAUGAUAUUAUGUUUAGGAAGGUUAAUUUUUUUACUUUUGUGUAUAUAAUAAUAUAUAUUAUAAAAGUAAGUACAAGAAAAAUAAAAUCAAUAAAUGAUGACAUAAAAAAAGUGAGAAGUUUUUUUUUUUUUUUAAAUCUAUAUGAAAAAAAAAAAACUAUUGAAACAUUAACAAAUAUAUAUAAAGAUAAGUAUUUGAAUUAUUAUCAAAAUUUUAAUGGAAUAAAAGAAAUAGAAGAACAUAGAAAAAGGAAAAUAUUUUGCCAUAAAUUUUCUUUUUAUAAUAUCAAUAAAAUUCUAAAUAAAAGAGAAGAUUUAAUACUUCUUAAAAAUAAAUUCAAUCAAAAUGAUAACUCUUAUAUUUCAAUAAAAGAUGAAAGUAAAAAUGUUAAUGAAAAUGAUACAUUAAAUCUUGAUAAUACUUUGAAUGAAAAAACUAAUAAAUUUGAAAAUAGUGAAGAGAAUAAAAAAGAAGAUUUAUGCAACUAUGAAUUGACUAAUUACAUGGAAACAUCUGAAUUGAAAACUGAUUCUAAUUUAACAAAUAAGACAGAUGAUCAAGAUAAAAAAGAAAAUAUUCUUUUAAAUCAACAUAUAUUUGAUUAUAUUUUUAAAAAUUAUUGUUAUAAAAAAAACUAUUGGAAGUUAAAAGAGGGUAAUUAUAUUGAUUUUGGUCAGAUAAAAGACAAAAAUAAAAAAUUUAAAAUAGAUAUUUAUAAUUAUAGUAAAUAUAACCUAAAUGUUGAUAUUGAAAUUGAAAAUGAAUUACCAUUAUUAGCUAUUUUUAAGGAUAAACUAUUUUGUGUAAAUUCAAAAUACACUAUAUAUUUACAUAUAGAUAAAACUCAAGUUGGAGAAAAGUUAGGUUUUAUUAAUGUUAAGUUUAAAUAUAAAAAUAUAAAUAAAGAAGAAACUAUUAUAAAAAUUCCAGUUUAUAUUUACAUAGAGAAAUAA